Molecule: messenger RNA, 294 nt
Organism: Eimeria acervulina
Lineage: Eukaryota; Apicomplexa; Conoidasida; Eucoccidiorida; Eimeriidae
Exons: 3
Coding region: 1-294 (97 amino acids)
Source: RefSeq, a predicted model, not a curated record
AUGCAGAAUAGUACUGACGGCUGCAAAGCCGUCAUUACCGCCACUCUAGGCUUUGUAAAAGUCGCGUCAUAUUCAGAUGAACCACUUGUCAAAGUUUGCCCAGGAACCUUGCAGCAGGACAGCGUCAUGCCAGCAGCCGAUCUGAUCGAAUGCCCUGAAAUGUUCGUUGAGCGGAAGAAAAGGGUACUGCAACAACCCAGGUCAUCUGCCAGCAUGGGACGAGAUAGCGUGUCGACUUCGACGACACAAUAUGGCAGAUGCCGCAAGUUCCUGCACAAGCUGGACUUGCAGUAA